This is a messenger RNA of Vicia villosa (hairy vetch), 321 nucleotides long. RefSeq lists its product as uncharacterized. The record is from RefSeq and is a predicted model, not a curated record. Gene Ontology annotation, biological process: DNA integration. Gene Ontology annotation, molecular function: nucleic acid binding. Lineage: Eukaryota; Viridiplantae; Streptophyta; Magnoliopsida; Fabales; Fabaceae. Bases 1 to 321 code for a protein of 106 amino acids. The transcript has a single exon.
AUGUAUGUGUCAAAAGACUUCGAAAUAUUAUGUGAAAAAGAAGGGAUUGUACAUGAGGUGGUUCCACCCUACACUCCACAACAUAAUGGAAUUGCAGAAAGGAAGAAGCGAACCAUCAUGAACAUGGUAAGAAGUAUGUUGAAAGACAAGCAAGAAUGUGUGAUUACAUCAGAUGAUGCAGUCGAUAAUGAAGGUGAGCUGGUACACUAUGCUUUCUAUACAGAUGUCAAACAAGUCAAUGCAAUUAAGGAAUUGAAGGAUUCUAAGUGGAUGAAAGCUAUGAAUGAGGAACUGAAGUCCAUCGAAGUCAACAACACUUAG